GUCCUCAGAAAUGUAAACAUGGUGACAGAUAGAUGAAAGAAACGCCAAAAUGGUCUUCGAAAGCUUGGUGGUUGAUGUCCUCAACCGAUUUUUAGGGGACUACGUUGUCAACCUUGACAGCUCACAGCUACAGCUUGGCAUAUGGGGAGGUGAUGCUGUUCUAACAAAUCUUGAAAUAAAGGAAAAUGCCUUGAGUCAACUUGACAUUCCUUUUAAAGUGAGAGCGGGUCAUAUAGGACGGCUGGAGCUAAAGAUUCCAUGGAAGAACCUCUACACCCAGUCAGUAGAGGCAACACUGGAUGGUGUCUAUCUGCUCAUAGUCCCCACAGCAAGUAUUAAGUAUGAUGCAGAAAAGGAGGAGAAGCAGUUACAGGAGGCUCGUCAGAGGGAGCUACAGCGGAUAGAGGAGACAAAACUGAAGGCUGCUGAGCAAGAGAACCCGAAGCUGGAAAAGCAGGACACCUUUGUGGAGAAGCUCGUCACCCAGGUCAUCAAAAACCUGCAGGUCAAGAUAUCUAACAUCCACGUACGCUAUGAAGAUGAUGUCACUAAUCCAAACUGUCCUUUGUCAUUUGGAGUGUCACUUAAAAACCUCAGCCUUCAGACAUCUGACGAGAACUGGAAUCCCAGUCUCUUGGAUGAGAAUUCCAGGCUUUUCUUCAAAUUGGUUCAGCUAGACAACUUGUUUGCCUACUGGAAUGUCGACUCAAUACUCUUCUCCAAUCACAGUGCAGAUGAGGCUUUGCGAUGUCUCCAGAGCAGCAUGGAAAUCCAGAACUCUCUUUGUGUCAGCCAUGACUUCAUUUUCCGUCCCAUCUCAGCGGACGCUAAACUGCGGAUGAACCCCAGGUCAGAUGUGGACUUCUCCUCUCCCAAAGUGGACCUGAUGGUCAAUCUCAGUGAGGUGGCCAUUGAACUUAACAGACCCCAGUACAUUAGCAUCUUGGAGCUGCUGGGCUCAGUGGAUAUGAUGUCACGGAACCUCCCGUACAGGAAGUACAGACCCAUGGUCCCCGUUCACAAGAAUGGCUAUAUAUGGUGGAGGUAUGUGAUUACAAGCAUCCUGGAGGUGGAUGUGAAGCCUCGUCUCCGCAUGUGGUCAUGGCAGCACAUUCGCCACCACCGGCAGAUGGUAAAACGCUACCGAGAGCUCUACAAGACCAAAAUCACAAGCAAGAAGCCCAGUGAGGAGCUGCUCAAGGCAUUAGAGGAGCCUGAGAAGACCUUGGAUAUUUUUAACAUCACAUUGGCCAGACAGCAAGCUGAGGUGGAGGCGAGCAAGGCGGGCCUGUGUAUUUACCGUCCAGGGAUGAAGAUGGAGGAAGAGGAGUCUCAGGGUUGGUUCGGCUGGAUGUGGAAUUGGGGAGGAGAGCCUGAUACAGAAAUAAAAGAGGUCAAGACUGGAGGUUUUGAUGAGCUGUUAACCCCUGCUGAGAAAGCUAAGCUCUACACUGCCAUUGGUUACAGUGACACCGCUGCUAAUCCCAACCUGCCAAAAAACUUUGAGGACAUGAAGGUCAAUUUCCACAUGGAGAGGCUGUCCGUGUCCAUCAAAGACAACAAGGACAAAAAUGAGAUCAUUAAGCUGACUGUGGGAGAGCUCAAGUCCACGCUCACACAGAGACCUGGAGCGCAAGCCAUCAAACUCACAGCCCAGCUUAGUUUGUUUGAAGUCACAGGCCUGGCCAGUAACCGACCUGCACCAACCCUCCUGUCGUCGAGGAAGGCAGCCACAGGAGCGGGGACCCCGCUGCUUUCCAUCCUGUUUGAGACCAACCCGCUGGAUGAGAGCGCUAACCAACGGCUUCACGUGGAAUCACAGCCCUUGGAAAUCAUCUAUGAUGCUAUAACAGUGAACAGCAUGUCAGUGUUCUUCAUGCCUCCUGACGACCUGCAGCUGGAUGAGCUCACCAAUGCGACCCUCAUGAAAUUGGAGCAGUUUAGAGACCGCACAGCCACUGGUCUAAUGUAUGUGAUCGAAACACAAAAAGUUCUUGACCUGAAGGUGAACCUGAUGGCCUCCUACGUCAUCAUUCCACAGACUGGCUUUUACAAUGGCACCCAGAACAUCCUGCUGUUGGAUCUUGGACAUUUCAAGAUGUCCAGUCAAAGCAAGAAGCAUCUGCCUCAGCUGUCAGUGGGCUCCAGCAACAUUGAAGACAUCAUAUCCAGAGCAUAUGACAGCUUUGAUGUACAGCUUAGCAGCCUGCAGUUCCUUUACAGCAAACCAGAUGGUGACUGGAAAAUGGCCCGUAAGCAGAAACAGUCACCGCUCCACAUCCUAGAGCCAGUGGAUCUGAAAGUUGUUUUCAGCAGGGCGAUGGUCGUCAAAGACUCCCGCAUGGCAAAAUAUAAGAUGUCUGGAGAGCUUCCUCUGCUGUCUCUUCGUAUUUCUGAUGUUAAACUUCGAAGUGUUCUGGAGCUGGUGGAAAGUAUUCCACUGCCUGAGAGCAGACCUGCUGCACACGGUCCAUCCUCCACGGCAAAGCCAAAGCAGUCGUUCACCCCACAGCUCACUCCCAGAAGACCUCUGAACUUAGCUGACCAGCGCUCCUCUGUCAUAUUCGAGUCAUGUGAGACCAUCAGCAUCACCUCAUUAGGGUCAGAGGAAGAUUUGUUCUACGAUGCUCCCAGCUCUCCCAUCGGCGAUCGACCCUUCUUCCCAGAUAAUCCCAUGCCGCUGCGCUACGCAGACCUACACAAAAGAAAAAGUCUUGUCAAGGAAGAUGCUCAAAAGAACAUGACUGACUUCAUCAUGACGUUUGAAAUCAGUGAGUUUUCUGUUCAGUUGUGUCGUCUGUCUGGGACUCAGGAGGUCACGGUGCUCCACUUGGACAUAGAGGGUCUGGGCACUGAACUGAAAAUACGCACCUUUGACAUGACAUCGAACACCUACCUACGAGAGAUCUGCCUCAAGUGCCCUGAAUACAUGGAUUCUGAAGAGAAGCAGGUUCAGCUGAUCACAACGCUAGACAACACGGAGGUUGACCUGCUAACCCUGGAAUAUAUUAAAGCUGAUAAAAAUGGCCCUGAGUUCAAGUCUCAACACAACAAUACAGAGCAGCUCAUCAAGGUGACCUUCUCAUCCUUGGAUGUGCAUCUCCAUACAGAGGCUCUACUCAACACCAUGAACUUCCUCAACAACCUCCUUCCUCCAUCCACUAAGAAAGAGGGGGGGCAGGAGGAGCUCCCGACCAUCCCUGAGGAGGACGAGGCAGAGGCAGAGAGGGAGGGAGAGAAGAAGGAGGAAGCUGUUGUAACCAGGAAAAAAAGUUCAAAGAGCUCAAAGUUUGCAGAUGUGGUGAAUCUGCAUAUCAGAGCUGAUCUCCGCUGUCUGAAGGUUUUCAUUCGAGGAGAGAAAGCCAGGAUCUCUGAGAUUUCUAUUGAAGGUCUAGUUUCUGAGGUUCUGAUGAGGAAAAAGGAGAUGGAGGUUCUGGCUAACCUAAAGAAUAUUGUGAUCCUAGACUGCGAUAAAGAUGCACUUUACAAAAAGGCUGUAUCUAUAGCGGAUAAGGAAGUGUUUGCCUUCCGCAUGGUGAACUAUACAGAUGCAACAGAAGGAGACGCCUACCUGGACAUGUCUAAAGUCGACACCUGUGUCACACUGACUGUGGGAUGCAUUCAGGUCAUCUUUCUCAACAAGUUUGUCUCCUCCAUACUGGCAUUCAUCAACAACUUCCAGGAGGCUAAAGAGGCCCUGGCUGAGGUGACAGUCCAGGCUGCAGAAAAGGCAGCAUCAGGUGUGAAGGAGCUAGCAGAGCGGAGCACUCGCAUUGCUCUGAAUGUCCACUUCAAUGCACCCGUCAUCUUCCUGCCCCAGUCCUCCUCCUCCACCAAUGUGAUUGUAGCUGACCUUGGUCUGCUGUCUGUCAAGAACCGUUUUGCCAAGCAGCCCUUUAAAAGUGAUGCUAAGAUCCCGCCUGUUGUGGAUAUAAUGACUGUGAGACUGACCGAUCUCAAGAUGUACAGGACCUCAUACAUAAAUGAAGGUUUUCAGGGAGAGAUCCAGGUGCUGAAGCCAGUCAGCCUGGACUUGGAAAUCCAGAGAAAUCUUUCAUCCAACUGGUACCACAGCAUACCUGACAUAGAGAUCACUGCUCAUCUUAAGCCCAUGAGUCUGAUCCUCAGCCAGGAUGACAUGACUGUGGUCCUGAGGACUCUGAGUGAGAACUUGUCAGAGAAGUCUGAUACUGUUCCACCUCCAGCUCAUCCACCCACCACUGACCCCUCCUCUGACUCUGUGUCUAACAAAGAGUCACAAGGCUCUGGAACCACUGGACCACCCAGCAGUAACACAGUAGUGACGGCUGCUGUUGUGGAGACACAGAAAAACAACCAGCUGAAGAACACACUGAAAUUAGACUUCAAGUUCGACUCAAUGACGCUGGUCUUAUAUAGCCCUCAUGAAAAUGUGAUCCAGCUGUUGGAUUCACAUGAUGAGCAGCUAAAGUUGGCAGAGUUUACUCUGGGCACCAUCUCCACCUCCGUCCACAUGUUCUCCGACAGCUCCAUGAAGGCCUCAGUCCGUCUGGCUGCCUGUCUUCUAGAUGACAAGAGACCCAGGAUCAAGAUGGUCACCUCGAGGAUGAUGGCAAUGCGUCCCGGUGCAGAAGAGAACAUGAUGGUGGAGGUGAACUACCGUCAGGGCCGUGACGGCACCACUUUGGACACAGUGGUGCAGGAUGUGUACCUGUGUGCCAGCAUGGAGUUCCUGCUUACUGUUGCAGAUGUCUUUCUCAAAGCCACCCAGCAGGGUUUUGCUCAAGUGCCACAACCGAAGAGCAGCACUGGAGCAGGAGAUAAAAAGAACAUUAACUCCUCUGUCACAUCUAAAGAGUCAACUGCCACUCCAGCCGUGGUGUCAAAAACGGAGAUGAAUGUUUUGGUUCGUAACCCGGAGAUUGUGUUCGUGGCUGACCUGACGCGUGCUGACGCUCCUGCCCUGGUGAUGACCACAGAAUGUGAACUAGUAAUGAAAAGUGAUGCAGAGGGAUCACAGAUGACUGCAGCUAUCAGGGACCUCAAGGUAGUGGCGUGUCCCUUCUUGACAGAGAAGAGGAAAAACAAUGUGACCACAGUGCUGCAGCCAUGUCAGGUGUUCUUCCAGAGUACUCAGUCCCCAACAUCUCCUCAGGCUAUGGAGGUCUCCAUCAAUGCACUCACACUGAAGGUAUCUCCUAUCAUCAUCAACACAGUGAUCACCAUCCAGUCAGCACUGACUCCCACAGCGGAGACCCCCGAGGAGCUGGAAAGUCCUGUUCCUGUGGACCUGUGGGAGAAACGGGGCUGGAAGGAGCUCAAACUGUGGUUCCUAGAAGAGGGUGGGGAUGAAGACACAGCAUCACUGGCCCCACUGAUACCACAGGGAGAGUCAUUACAGGUGACCAUCAAGUCGAUCUGUCUGACUCUGGAGGCUGGAGUGGGACACCGCACUAUCCCCAUGCUUCUGGCCAAGUCCUCCUUCCAUGGAGAUGUGACAAACUGGUCCACACUCAUUAACUUACACAGUGAGCUCAUCCUGGAGGUUCACUAUUACAAUGAGGUGAUGGGAGUGUGGGAACCACUACUGGAGCCCCUAGAAGAUGAGACAAGAGACGGUUUCAGACCAUGGAGACUUGAACUGAAGAUGAAGAAGAAGCCAGUGAAGUUCACAGGUUUGACAGAUGAAGUGGAUUACAACGUCCCAGACUAUAAGACCGUCAUCAUCAUCAGCAGUAAAGACCAGCUCAACAUCACCCUCUCCAAAUGUGGACUGGCCAUGCUGAGUAAUCUGGGCACAGCAUUUGCAGAGGCUGCCAAGCAGACAGCUGACUCCUUCCAGAAAGAUGAAGCUCCCUUUGUUGUGAAAAACCGCCUGGGUUUGCCGGUGUCCGUCCACCACAGUGAGAUGUUUUGUCCAAUCGGCCAGCAGAGCACCAACUACACUGUGAGGCUGCAGGAUGGGGAAACCCUCGGGAUGGAUUAUUCAGCCACAACGGACUCAGACCAGUUCUCGGCCAUGAUCUCCUUGAGUGGAAAGGACUACUACAUACAGCCUACUCCGAUGGGCCACACCUCAACCAGUGUGAUCCCCCUGAUCAAAGUGGGCAGGGGAAUGUACAGUGUAAUGCACAAAGACUCAGGAGUCACUCGUUUCCUGGUCUGUCAGAUUUACUCUGUGGAGGGCAGCAAGUACAUCAAGAUCCGCUCUCCCUUCCAGAUCAUCAAUCAUUUCUCAGUCCCAUUCAAAGUUUUUGAAGGAUCAACAUGUCUGGGUACAGCUCUCCCUACUGAGGAGUUCUGUGUGCCUCUGGACUCAUACAGGUCUGAGCUCAGCCUCCAGCCGAUAACAGAGGAUGACGCUGACAAUCAGGGUGAGCAGUUUGAGUGCUCAGAGGGCUUCAGUUACGAAGACGUCAGCAACCAGCAGCCCGAGACCCGCCUCCAGCAGACCUGCCGUCGCCGCGGAGAUGAGGGUGGUGUGCUGAUAGUCAACAUCGUGCCAGUAAAAGAUGCUGUGACAUUCAAACACACUGGAGGUGUUGGGGAGAACUUUGAUGUGCCCUUUGUGCUUCACCUGUGGCCUACCAUCCUGCUACGCAACCUGCUGCCUUACCCCAUCUCGUACAAACUAAAGGACAGUGGAGUCUCUCCCCCUGAGGCCACUCUGAACCCAGGCCACUCUGCCCAGCUUCACACUGCAGUCAUCAACCAGUCAAGUCUCAGUCUCUGCCUGCUGAACUACUUGGCUCAGGACUGGUCUUCUGAGUACAGUCUCCACAGUGAUCAGGAAGAGAUCACCUUCAUAGUGUUCCAGUCUCUGCGAGAGGAUGACGAAGAUGAUGGCAUAGGGACAGAGAGGAAGAGGGCUGAGUUGGACAUAGCAGUGCAUGUUAAAUAUGACCUGGGACAAACAGUGGUUGCUAUCCACUCCCCAUAUUGGAUGGUGAACAAGACAGGCAGGUUACUGCAGUACAAGGCCGACGAUAUCCACCGCAAACACCCGCUGGACUAUGACAUGCCCCUGCUCUUCUCCUUCAAGCCCCGUUACUUCCUGAGAAACAAUAAGGUGCGUCUGAUGAUCUCAGACAGUGAACUCUCCGAUGAAUUCUCCCUGGACACAGUUGGUAGCCAUGGAGAUGUCAAAUGUAAAGGCCGAUACAAAGAUUACCUGGUUGGUGUGAAGAUUGACGCCAGCAGUUUCAGUCUAACCCGCAUCGUGAGCUUUGUGCCGUUUUACAUGCUGGUCAACAGAACCAAGCACAGCGUCUUCAUAUGUGAGGAGGGGCAGGACAACUGGACCGAAGCUCAGCCAGAACAGUCAGCCAUUCCCUUCUGGCCUGAGAAUGACACCAAGCGGCUAAAGAUCAAAGUAGAAGGUUGUUUAUUACCUCCACGGACUAUUGACUUCACACGACCAGAAAACUGCCUAUUGCUGCAUCUGGACAACUCUGUGGGUGGGAUCAUUGUAGAUGUGAACCUAUCAGAACACUCGGCCACAAUCAGAUUCUCUGAGUACCACGACGGUGCGGCCCCUUUCCUGAUUAUCAACCACACGAAAGAUCAGACUCUGCAGUUCCAUCAGAGCGCCCGGACAGAAUCCACGUGGGUGGCUGACGAGCUGCUCGACCUCUCCUUCUCAGUGGAGGAGGACAGCUCUCAGAAGGAGGCAGAGCAGGAGGAGCUGGAGGCUGGGAAAGCUGUGCACUACACCUGGACCGAACCCACCGGCUCCCGAGAGCUUUGCUGGAAGUGUGGUGCUUACAGCGGGAAGCUGAAGAGUGAGGAGGACCUGCGUGUGGACAUGAACAAUGAGGGAAAACUGUUUUUGAUCUCCUUUUAUGAAGGUCUCCAGCGCGUUGUGCUGUUCACUGAGGAGCAGCGCAUCUACAAGCUGCUCUGUGAGAGCGAGAAGGCGCAGCUGGCUGAGCAGGAAAUCAUCUUGUCUCUACAGAACGUGGGCGUGUCUCUGAUCAACAACAGCAGCAGCCAGGAGGUCUCCUUCAUUGGGAUCACGAGCUCUGAUGUGGUGUGGGAAUUAAAGCCUAAGAAGAAGAAUCGGUGGAAGACUCUGAGCACUAAAGAAACUGAGAUGCUGGAGAACAGCUUCAGAGAAUACACUGAAUCUGGGCCUGUAGACUGCGGCAUCGUCGACCUGGAAAACAACUUCCAGGUGUGCUUUACUCCCAAUGGCGUGGAUAUGCGGAUGCUGCAGCCGUGUGAUGCUCCUCUCAGGAGGCACUUCCUGCCUGGGGUGAAGGUGGAGUACAGUGUCUCACCACGACAGAGUGCCUACCGUGUCCAAAUCCACCGCAUUCAGAUCCAGAAUCAGCUGCCAGGAGCCAUCUUCCCCUAUGUUUUUUACCCUGUAAAACUGCCCAAAUCUAUCACCAUGGACUCAGAACCCAAACCUCUAACUGAUAUCAGCAUUGUUACCAGAACGGCAGGGCACUCUGAUAUCUCUCGCAUCAAGUACUUCAAAGUGCUGAUUCAAGAGAUGGAUCUGAAGCUUGAUCUGGGCUUCCUGUAUGCCAUCCUGGACCUGUUCACACCUGAGAAUGCCAGCAUCAUGAGCUCAGAACAGGAGGUGGAGCUGUUUGAGAAGGACAUAGAAUAUAUCAAAACAGAACUAAAUGAUGUCUCUGCUGCUGACACCUCUCCCAUCAGCCUGUAUGAAUACUUCCACAUUUCUCCCAUCAAGCUGCACCUGAGUUUCUCUCUGAGCACUGGAGGAGAAGACGGCCUGAAGGAGGUGAGAGACAGAGAACUCAUUCCUGUCCAGUCCCUCAACCUGCUGCUGAAGAGCAUCGGCGCCACGCUCACUGAUGCACAGGACGUCGUCUUCAAGCUGGCCUUCUUUGAGUUGAACUUCCAGUUUUGUACCACCCAGCAGCUACAGUGGGAGGUCAUCAGACAUUAUUCCAAACAGGCUAUUAAACAGAUGUAUGUGCUGGUGCUGGGCCUGGAUGUUCUUGGAAAUCCUUUCGGACUGAUCAGAGGACUGUCGGAGGGAGUGGAAGCCUUCUUCUAUGAGCCCUAUCAGGGAGCCAUCCAGGGGCCUGAGGAGUUUGUUGAAGGAAUGGCUCUUGGGGUGAAGGCUCUGGUGGGAGGAGCUGUAGGGGGUAUAGCAGGUGCAGCCUCCAGGAUCACAGGUGCCAUGGCAAAGGGUGUUGCUGCCAUAACGAUGGAUGAGGAAUACCAGCAGAAGAGACGAGAGGCUAUGAACAAACAGCCCAGUGGCCUCAGAGAGGGGCUGACCAGAGGUGGAAAGGGAUUAGUGUCUGGAUUUGUCAGCGGGAUCACAGGGAUUGUUACCAAACCUAUUAAAGGAGCCCAGAAGGAGGGUGCAGCAGGCUUUUUUAAAGGUGUUGGGAAAGGUCUGGUCGGUGCCGUAGCCAGACCUACAGGAGGCAUUAUUGACAUGGCCAGCAGUACUUUCCAAGGGAUCAAGAGGGCAGCAGAGACUUCACAAGACAUUGAAUCACUGCGCCCUCCUCGCUUCAUCCACGAGGAUGGUGUCAUACGACCAUAUAAGGAGAGGGAGGGCCUCGGCAGUCAGAUGCUCCAGAAAAUUGAGAACGGACGUUUUGCCAAGUACAGAUACUUUGCUCAUGCCAAGGUCAAUGAGUCCGACUUCCUCAUGAUCACCAAGAGGGGAAUAUUUUUUGUCACCAAAGGCACAUUUGGCCAGCUGACCUGUGAGUGGCAGUACCUGUUUGAAGAGUUCACAAAGGAUCCAAUGAUUGUGGAGAACCGCCGACUUCGCAUUGAGGCCAAGGAGAGAGUAAAGUCUGUCUUCCAUGCCAAGGAGUUUGGGAAGAUCAUAAACUUUAAAACUCCUGAGAUAGCCAAGUGGGUUCUUGCCAAAUUGGAGGAUGCAAGAGAGAGUUUACCCAAAUACUAACUCAUGAAGAAGAAGAAGAGUGUGAAAAAGAAGAGAAAACAUGCACAAAGUCUGUGUGUGUCAGUGCCUUUGUUCUUUACUGCAUGCUACUUUUGUUUACCUCCAUGUGUGAGUAGUGGUGAAAACACACAAUCGACGCUGUAUGUUGACUGUUAGUGCGUGACGGGGGUGAAAGACUGAGUGAGUGGUUUGUAUGUGUGCGUGUCUGCAAAGUGCUAUAACUGACUUGCAUUCAUUAACCACAGAAGCUCAGAAUGCAUUGAACCAAACGUUGUUCCACUCUCUUCGCUGAGAUUGCACUCAUCCUUUUGUGCACACACUGUAGUAUUGAUUUUUAAUGAUUGAUUCUUCUAUGAAAACUAAUGCUAAGUCUGGAGUUUCAAAUACAUCCUAUCGCUAUGUGUUUGGGUCCAAAAUGCUGCUGAAAUUGGAGGAUUUUCAGUUUUCCUCAGCCUUUGUUUUCAAUUCUCUAUCUAACACACACUAAGUCACUCAUUUCAUCCAGUUUCAUUUUUACUGAACAUAUUUCAAGUUGUGUUUGGCUGUCGACGCGACACUGUUAUAGUGCAACAGCUUAGAGACGUGGUAGAAAACAGCUUGUAUAACACCGAUGCCAAAUCAACCAUAACUGUAGCACAUUUAAUGUUGUACAUUGUUUAUUUCACCGGAUUGUAUAAAAGGGAAACUAAUUUCAAUUCUGAGUACGGCUUUAUAACACGUUAUUCAAAAUGUGCUGUCUUUCAAACCCUCAGACUCUUUCUUUUACUCCUAAUACUCCCUAUUUUCCUCUUUUUUUAAUGCAUUUCUGCAGUUGAAGACUGUUCAGUGUGUGAUUUAUAGACGCAUGCUAUUUUUAUACUGUACUUACACUAUCAGUCUGCUGUAUAUUGAUAUAAAAUAGUUUACCAUCUGUAUAUAUCCAUCCUCACACAAUAGUCUGUAUUACAGCGUUACAGAUUGUAAUUUUGUGAUUUUUAUGUUUUUAUACCACACAUAUGCAAUGCCAACGAUGUUGAUGAAUUAUGCAGAGAAAAGUCUAUUUAAAAGAAGUGAAUGCUAACUAUUAUUAGCUGCUGUUUACUCUGAUGUGUAUUUUAUAGGUUGACAAGAAUAAUAUAACUUUUGGUUUGGGGUGCAUUAUUAUUUCAAUAACGGCAACAAUUAUUUCUGUUGCCGUUAGUGAUUGUCAUUUAUGUCAUCUGGGGGCAAAAUGUUCACUGCAUUGGCUUAAUGCUUUUUCCCCGACAGUUUUCAAAAAAUAACAAUAAUAAUAAUAAAAUAUGUG
This is a messenger RNA of Chelmon rostratus (copperband butterflyfish), 11168 nucleotides long. RefSeq names its product vacuolar protein sorting 13 homolog A (gene vps13a). Bases 50 to 9883 code for a protein of 3277 amino acids. Gene Ontology annotation, cellular component: extrinsic component of membrane. The record is from RefSeq and is a predicted model, not a curated record. Gene Ontology annotation, biological process: autophagy; protein retention in Golgi apparatus; protein targeting to vacuole. Lineage: Eukaryota; Metazoa; Chordata; Actinopteri; Chaetodontiformes; Chaetodontidae. The transcript has 76 exons.